Messenger RNA from Spodoptera frugiperda (fall armyworm), 2988 nucleotides. Its product is annotated as guanylate kinase. Gene Ontology annotation, molecular function: GMP kinase activity; ATP hydrolysis activity. NCBI's taxonomy places the organism in Eukaryota, Metazoa, Arthropoda, Insecta, Lepidoptera, Noctuidae. Gene Ontology annotation, biological process: purine nucleotide metabolic process. The record is from RefSeq and is a predicted model, not a curated record. The transcript has 5 exons. Gene Ontology annotation, cellular component: cytosol. The coding region runs from base 180 to 776 and encodes 198 amino acids.
UCAGAAUUUCAGAACACAUAAGUAAAGAACUCGUUGCGCGAUAAAUGUGAGCAUUGUGAGCACAGAUUUUGUUCCAUUUAACUAUUAAAUUAUAAACGGGUCAAUUAGCCAUCAAAACCUAUUUAAAUUCACAUUUAGUUAAAUUUACCAAGACGAUUCUAUUCAGAUUUUUAUCAAGAAUGGUGCAGAAAGGUCCUCGUCCUUUGGUGCUGUGCGGACCCUCGGGGUCUGGCAAGAGUACUUUGUUGAAGCGUCUUCUGAAAGAAUUCCCGGAUAAAUUUGGCUUCAGUGUGUCACAUACUACAAGGAAUCCACGUCCAGGCGAGAAAGAUGGUGUGCACUACCACUUUACUACCAAAGAGGAAAUGAGCGCGGCUAUAGGUCGAGGAGAGUUCAUAGAAAACGCCACUUUCAGUGGCAACAUGUAUGGAACAAGUAAACAAGCCGUCAAUGAUGUGCAAUGUAGUGGAAGAAUCUGUGUGUUGGAUAUUGAAAUCGAGGGUGUUAAACAAGUGAAGAAAACUGAUCUCAACCCACUGCUGGUCUUUGUGAUGCCACCUUCCAUUGAGGAGUUGGAGAGGCGACUCCGUGCACGCAACACUGAGGAGGAAGAAGCUUUGAAGAAGAGGUUGGAUACUGCUCGCAAAGAAAUCUUAUUUGGUCAGGAGCCAGGAAAUUUCCACAUCAUAAUUCUGAAUGAUAAUCUGGACAAGGCAUAUUCAGAACUGCGUGAUUUCAUUUCUCAAAACAUGGAAGAAAAGGAGCGAGUAUGGUGACAUUAUCAGAAGAGGUAAUCAGAAAUAUUAAUUAACUAACAAAGCAAAUAGAGUGCUUUAUCAAUUAACCUCUUCAUGAAGUAACCAGAUAACAUAUUACAGAUAGGGAUACUAUCAAAUAGUUAUGAAUUCACAUGUAAUAGAUAGGUAUAGAACAUUUUUUCAUAUAGCCAAGUUAAACUGUAAUGUAAUAACAAUCUUUUGUGAAAUACUUUAUUCAUGAAAUUGUAUAUUGAAAGUCUGAGCUUUUAAUUAUGCUGUAAUCACUAUUUUAUGAAUGCAAUGCUUUUGAUGAUUUUUGUUUGCAAAUUAUUGACUUGUUGAUAUGCAAAAAAAGUUAUUAUUUCUUAUACUAUCUUUAUUUUUAACAAAGUUUUGAAGUGAAAGGGUGACCACCAGAUAAGUUCCCGCUAUUUUAACAUUCAUAGACUAUAACAUGUGUUGUGUUGUUUUUUUUUGACGUGUGUUUAUAACCCAACUAACAUUAUUCCUCACAGAUGCGGAGGGAGACUCUCAGGCAGACAAGUGAACAAUCUGCAUGAAGCAUGAUAUUACCCCCCAAUGCAUAAUGAGCAUACAAUGAUAUCCUCAUUUUAUAAUAUUGUUAAAUUGGUGUUAGUUGUGUGUUUAACACUAAUAUUUGGCCCCAAUAUACAUAUUGAAAACAAAUCUAUAAAAAAAACUACCUCCUAUUAAAUGUUUAAGUACCCAGUAUUGUAUUGCCAUAAAAUGGUGAAGUUUAUUCAAAAUGAUAAGGUGUUUAGAAGUCACAUGUUUAUCGUGGUUGUUGUUCAAAUUUAUUAGAUGUUAUAAAUGUUAGAUGGCAAUCACUUAUGGCAUAUAUUUUUACAAAUUUUCAACAAAGUUGUGUCUUGAUGUGUCUAGACUCAUUUUGAUUAGUGAGUAUAAUAAUGCAUAUAAUAUUUUGAUCAUAAGAAGCUACAAAAGCUUCACUAAAUAAAUUAGUAGAAUUUUGAAAAAGAAUCUUAUUGUCUGUAAUGUAUGUGUAUUAUUACUAUGUGGAAUUGCUUUUACAAAGUCCCAAAUUUUGCCAUCCGCUUUGGAUGGGUAUGGUACCUAGCUAAAGCCUAGUCUAAGCUUACCAUUUAGUUUUGUAAGUGUGUAGUUCAAAUUUUAAUGUUAUUUAUGUUAGUGAAACAAUUCCAUUCUCAAAUUUACCCAUAAGCAUUUAUAAUAAUUAUAUAAUUUUUGUGAAUAUUUGUAGCUUCAUUGACAUGAUAGCUAGACUUUCUCAACAUUCCAUAAUAAGUCAUUUAAAAAAUGUAGUCUUGCGAUAAUUUAUUACUUUAAUAGACCCACCAUCUUUUGUGCCAAAUUUUAUACAAUUUGAGCUAUUGUUUUCAUUAAAAAAACUAUCUUAAAACUAGCGUGCAAUUUAUUCUAUAGAUAAGAUGUACUUAGAAACUUAGAAAAAGUAAACUUAUCAAUUAUUAAAUUCAUGUAGUAAAAGGGCAAUUAUUCUCAGAUUUAUCGAUUAAAUUUUAAGUUUCAGAAUAUUUAUAAAACUAUUAAGUACAUAUGACUUAAAUGCAAUCGAACUUAAAAAAUACCUACUUAAGUAUGCCUAAAAUACUAAAACUUUUUUAACGAGAUAUACUGCUUCCUACACAUGAACUGCUUUAUAAUGAUAAUAAUUUGGGCUUUACUUAUAAGAUUGUAACUCCCUGUAAACUGAAAUCAUUCAUGUAAAAUGUACAAUAAUUAUAUUUUUAUAUGUUUGCUUAUAGCUGUUCUUCGAGGAUUCUGAAGAAAAGCAGAGCUGAGAGGUUCUUCUAUAUUUAAAGAUAUAUAUUUUUAGUACUAUCGCUAAUAAAUACUCGUCUAUUAGAAUAUAAUAUCACCUUGAAAUGAUGAUAUACACUUUCUAAGAGCCAGCUUUUUAAAAUAUUUAUUAUUUUUUGAAUGUAUACUUUGAGGAAUGCAUUCUUAUUGUUAUAUUUUUUUGGGGCUUUUUGUGUAACUACCAAACCAUCUCCAUAUUUUUUGGUGUUCAAUUUUAAACCAUUCCAAGAUACUAGCGUUGCUGUACUGCUAUAUAUGAAAUUAUUGUGAUUUGCAUAAUUUUGUUAUUUAUAUACCUAACUACUAUUUAUUCCAAAUAAUGUGUUGCGUUUGCAAUAUUCUUAUUUAACGCAAAUUAUAUGUGUUAAGUGUUGUGAGAAUAGCAAUUAAAACUUAUUUGAAAUCAUAA